AUGGCCACCAAAUCGCUCAGCAAGCACCGCAAAAUCCACCGCGACGGGGCGGCGGGACCCGCGACAGCGGCGACAGCGCCGUGCCCCGAGUGCGGCGACAGCGGAGCGACCGCGCAUUGCCCUCACCGCCGGCGGCAGCUCCGGGACAGCCCCGAAAGCAGAGCGGGGGUCCCGACCCCAUCCCGGCCCCUCCGGGACAUCCCCGAGAGCAGAGCGGGGGUCCCGGCAGUGCCCCCAGCCUCAUCCCGACCCCUCCGGGACAGCCCCGAGGGCAGAGCGGGGAUCGCCGCCGUUCCCCCGCGACCCCUCCGGGACAUCCCCGACAGCAGAGCGGGGGUCCCGACCUCAUCCCGACCCCUCCGGGACAGCCCCGAGGGCAGAGAGGGGGUCCCGGGAGUCCCCCCGGCCUCAUCCCGACCCCUCCGGGACAUCCCCGAGAGCAGAGCGGGGGUCCCGGCCCCAUCCCGGCCCCUCCGGGACAGCCCCGACAGCGGGGUGGGGGUCCCCGCCGUUCCCCCGCGACCCCUCCGGGACAGCCCCGAUCUCAGUGCGGGGGUCCCGGCAGUGCCCCCGCGACCCCUCCGGGACAGCCCCGAUCUCGGGGCGGGGGUCGCGGCCCCAUCCCGGCCGCUCCGGGACAGCCCCGAUCUCAGUGCGGGGGUCCCCGCCGCUGCCCCGGCCCCAUCGCGGCCCCUCGGGCGCUCCCGGUACGCGUGCGGGGAGUGCGGGAAGGCGUUCCGGGACGGGGCCGCGCUGCGGCGGCACUGGCGCGUCCACACCGGGGAGAAGCCGUUCGGCUGCACCGAGUGCGGGAAGAGCUUCCGCGCCAGCUCCAGCCUGGUCAUCCACCGGCGCAUCCACACCGGGGAGAAGCCGUACCCCUGCUCCCGCUGCGCCAAGAGCUUCGUGUCCAGAUCGUCCCUCAUGAAGCAUCUCCGGACCCACCUGCGCCGGGAGCUGCUGGAGGGGGAGCGGCCCUGA
Molecule: messenger RNA, 981 nt
Organism: Malurus melanocephalus (red-backed fairy wren)
Lineage: Eukaryota; Metazoa; Chordata; Aves; Passeriformes; Maluridae
Product: zinc finger protein 41-like
Exons: 1
Coding region: 1-981 (326 amino acids)
Biological process (GO): negative regulation of transcription by RNA polymerase II
Molecular function (GO): DNA-binding transcription repressor activity, RNA polymerase II-specific
Source: RefSeq, a predicted model, not a curated record